Messenger RNA from Arachis stenosperma, 543 nucleotides. RefSeq names its product protein MAIN-LIKE 1-like. Gene Ontology annotation, biological process: meristem maintenance; meristem development. The record is from RefSeq and is a predicted model, not a curated record. NCBI's taxonomy places the organism in Eukaryota, Viridiplantae, Streptophyta, Magnoliopsida, Fabales, Fabaceae. The transcript has 2 exons. The coding region runs from base 1 to 543 and encodes 180 amino acids.
AUGGGGGACGAUCCGGCACGGUUAUAUCGCUUGGACGGAGUCGCUCAUAUAGCCGGGGUCAUCAACGAGGAGCCCCAGCGAUGCAUUAGGAGCGUUCGGCGGCAGCAGGGCAUGCGACUUGAUGACAGAUACGUUCCGUACUUGCAGAUGGCAGGUCUAUACCAUCUUGCAAGGCUGAACGACCGAUGGUUCCGGCUAGACGAGGCCCUUGUCAGUGCAUUCGUGGAGCGAUGGCGUCCCGAGACGCACACGUUCCAUAUGCCAUUCGGAGAGUGCACGAUCACACUCCAGGACGUGGCAUACCAGCUGGGUUUGCCAGUGGACGGCCGUUACGUGAGCGGGUGCUUGUCAGAGUUCCAUAUAUACAUCGAGGGUGGCCGUCCAGCCUGGGUCUGGUUCCAGGAGUUGCUCGGAGUUAUACCUCCUCCCAGUCAGGUUCAGAAGUACGCAGUGAACUGCAGCUGGUUUCAGGAGACUUUCGGUGAGUGCCCUGAGGAUGCAGUGAUGACACUGUGCGCCGAUAUGCCCGUGCGUACAUCAUGA